Microsporum canis CBS 113480 is the source of this 1470-nucleotide messenger RNA. RefSeq names its product monocarboxylate permease-like protein. The record is from RefSeq and is a predicted model, not a curated record. Lineage: Eukaryota; Fungi; Ascomycota; Eurotiomycetes; Onygenales; Arthrodermataceae. The transcript has 4 exons. Gene Ontology annotation, cellular component: fungal-type vacuole membrane. Gene Ontology annotation, molecular function: transmembrane transporter activity. Gene Ontology annotation, biological process: transmembrane transport. The coding region runs from base 1 to 1470 and encodes 489 amino acids.
AUGGAAGGCAGGACGGAGCCUCCUGGUAAAGACUUACGGUUGUAUACACGCUCACAAACCAUCAACUCAUCCGUCUCGACCAUAACGCAGCAGACCGCCGUCGCACGUAUCAACGACAACAGUAACUGGGAAAAGCGGCAGGAAGACACUGCAGACUCAAAUCCUCAUGACGCUCAUGGCAUGGCUUCGGGGGACGAUACGGACGUCGAGCAAGGCCCUGAUAUAGUGGUGACGCCAAAGGAUGCCGCUAUAGAUCCAAGCAGCUAUCCGGACGGAGGAAUAGAGGCAUGGACUGUUGUCUUUGGAGGAUUCUGCGCCUUGUUCGUGAGCUUUGGAUGGAUCAACUGCGUUGGUAUCUUCCAGGACUAUUACCAGGCUCACGACCUGAAGUCCUACUCUCCAAGUUCAGUGGCCUGGAUCCCUUCUCUGGAACUCUUCAUGAUGUACAUUGUUGCACCGUUAUCCGGCAAGGGAUUCGAUAAUUUUGGCCCACGGUAUCUCCUGAUAGGUGGAUCAGCAUUCCAUGUAUUUGGCCUGAUGAUGACCUCGCUUUCGAGUGAAUAUUACCAGUUCCUCCUUGCACAGGGUGUCUGCAGCCCCCUCGGUGCCGGGUUUCUCUUCUAUUCAUCGAUGAACAGCACCGUCACUUGGUUCUAUAGGAAACGGGCUCUGGCCGUGGGUAUCGUAGCCAGUGGUUCCAGUCUCGGAGGCAUCAUCAUGCCCAUCAUGAUCACCAAACUUAUACCCAUGCUCGGCUUCCCAUGGGCUAUGCGUGUCUGUGCCUUUUUGAUCCUGGCACUGUGCACCGUCGCAUGUAGCUGCAUCAGGGCUAGAAUUCCACCUCAUCCCAGGCCGCUGGUGCUCAAGGAAUUCUUCACACCCUUCCUGGAGAUGCCUUUUGUUCUCCUUACCGCAGCGACCUUCCUCUACUGCUUCGGUAUGUUCUUGCCAUUCACCUUCCUGGUUCUACAUGCAAGGAGGUUUGGCGUACCGGACAGUCUCGCGAGCUACUUGGUAUCGAUAUUCAACGCAGCAAGCAUCUUUGGGCGUACUAUACCUGGCUACGCCGCCGACCGUAUGGGACUAUUCAACGUGGUAAUCAUCAUGUCGUUUUUCAGUGUCAUCGUCGUCUUUGCCAUAUGGAUACCGUCCCACGGCACCGUACCAGACGUGGUAUUUGCGAUCCUCUUUGGUUUUGCAUCUGGCUCCCUCGUCUCUCUGCCACCGAGCCUCGUCGCUUAUAUAUCAGACGUGCGCCAAAUCGGCGUAAGAAGCGGUGCCAUGUUUGCAACCGUCUCGAUAGCUGUGCUAUUGGGCAACCCGAUAGGCGGGUCUCUGGUUCCAGACGUCGUCCACGGUGAUUACUGGAGAAUGCAGGUAUUUUCCGGGUCAAUGCUGCUUGCUGGGAGCAUGUUUUUCGUCUUCACCCGCGUGAGACUGGCUGGAACAGUCAUCAUGAAGAAGAUAUAA